AUGACUUAUAUUGAGGGGGAGACGCUGAGCGCGGCGUGGAGGACGAUGAGCCAGGAAACACGGCUCGACAUUGCACAUCAACUGGGCAGGCUCCUCAAGAUCAUGCGUGCGCUGCCCCCUCCGCCAAACUUCAUCGGCGCGUUUCAACUCGACGAGUUGCGGGACUACCAGCACAACGACGUCUUUGUCCGCCCGGCUUGCCGCAACGAGGAGGGCCUUGACGAGUACCUUACCGAGGACUAUACAAUCCCUGCCUGCGUGAAGCGCAGGUUCCUGAAAGGCAUCGGGACCAGCCACAAGUUCGUCUUUUCCCACGGCGACCUGGCGCCGAGAAAUAUCAUGGUGCACGACAACCAUAUCGUGGCGUUGAUCGACUGGGAGGCGGCAGGCUGGUACCCUGAGUACUGGGAGUACGUCAAGUUCAUGCACAUCGCGGGCAGAGAUACUGAGUGGAGAAGACUUGUUGAUGUGAUUUUCCCGGAGAAUUAUGAUAACGAGUCUCUACUGUACACGGGGCUGCUUCAUUAUCAGGACUCCUUUGGCAGCUCAAAGAGUCUGAUCUAG
Messenger RNA from Cordyceps fumosorosea ARSEF 2679, 564 nucleotides. RefSeq names its product Protein kinase-like domain protein. The record is from RefSeq and is a predicted model, not a curated record. Gene Ontology annotation, molecular function: protein kinase activity. NCBI's taxonomy places the organism in Eukaryota, Fungi, Ascomycota, Sordariomycetes, Hypocreales, Cordycipitaceae. Gene Ontology annotation, biological process: protein phosphorylation. Bases 1 to 564 code for a protein of 187 amino acids. The transcript has a single exon.